AUGUCAUCGUCGGCUACCCAGGCCAACGCUGGACACGAGCCUGAACCCGUUUCCGCCACGAUCGUGACGUGCUGCAAUACCUCAAUACCGCCUGCUCAUGGGUUUUCGCUGCCGUCGUGGCCUCCGCCGCUGUUCUCUUUUGACAUUUCCUCGUCGCUUAGUCCUACAUCCACGACGACAGUGCGAGUGCGGACUACGAUAUAUGUGACGCGCAAUGUUACAGUCUCGGGACCACCUCCCAUGCAGACACACUCGGGAGGAGAAUACACCUUUAUCGACAGUCCAGGAUCCAGCAUGACCAGGAACACGAACACGGACACGAAAACAUCCUACGGCUCCAUCGGAUCCUUCCCUGUGUCUCCAAUUCCACGCGCCGAAGGGCGUGUUUCCACGAUAUCUCCCCUACCGAGUGCCAAUGCGACGCUUUCCACAACCUCAACCCUCGAUAUUGCAUCGCCCGCCACACGAACUACCACCCUCGUCAAGGCGGUCAUCGUGACGGCAUCACCUGCCCUCCUGGCUACAAGUAGCUCUCCGGCACCAGUAAGACCCGUAGUCUUGACAGAAUCGUCAUUCACCGCACGGUUCCAGGCCGAGUCGCCACAGAUAUCAAGCACCCACACCAGCGACUCAAGUCCAGAUACGACUAGAACUAGAAGUAUGGUUCCCAGUACGAUGCCAGAUCCAAUGCUCAUUCCCAAUCCCAGACCAUCGGAAGCCCAUGUUUCCAGUCCUUCCACCGACCUCCCAGAAUGCAGUAUCGUCUUCGGCACCUCCACACCCAGUACAUGCACACUCGGACCACCCGCCGUCACGGUCCAUGCCUCGCAAGGUGGUGGUGGUGGUGGUGGUGGUGGUGGUCGUCGUCCAGAACGUCGGGCAGAAGCAGAGGCAUACUCGGAGGCGGGGCGGCGACCAGCCAUGCACACCGUCGUGGUGGUGACGUUGUGGGGCGAUGACGGACGUAUGGUGCCUCAGGUGAGUACGUUGAGGACCAUCCUCGUUGCGGAGACUGUCAGUGGAUCUAAGUCUGUGCAUUGA
Messenger RNA from Cladophialophora carrionii CBS 160.54, 1041 nucleotides. RefSeq lists its product as uncharacterized. The record is from RefSeq and is a predicted model, not a curated record. NCBI's taxonomy places the organism in Eukaryota, Fungi, Ascomycota, Eurotiomycetes, Chaetothyriales, Herpotrichiellaceae. The transcript has a single exon. The coding region runs from base 1 to 1041 and encodes 346 amino acids.